AGAAGAAAACCCAGACGGGAGAAGAUCGUGGAAACGGCAGCAAGGAGAUCUAGCACGAACCAAACCCCGUAUUGUGGUGCAGAGAAGGAGACGAAGGAAGUAGACAGAGAUCGACACGAAGAUGAACAUUUUCAGAUUAGCAGGUGAUAUGACUCACCUAGCCAGUGUCCUCGUCUUGCUCCUCAAGAUCCACACCAUCAAAUCCUGCGCCGGUGUGUCACUAAGGACGCAAGAACUGUACGCCAUUGUGUUCGCGACGCGUUAUUUGGAUAUUUUCACGAGCUUCGUGUCUGUCUACAACACCUUCAUGAAGCUGGUCUUCUUAGGAAGCUCCUUUUCGAUUGUCUGGUACAUGAGGUAUCACAAGGCUGUCCUCAGGACUUACGACAGGGAGCAGGACACGUUUCGCCACUGGUUCCUUGUCCUUCCUUGCCUUGUCUUGGCUCUUCUCAUCCACGAGAAGUUCACCUUUCUUGAGGUGCUCUGGACGUUUUCGCUGUACUUGGAAGCUGUUGCUAUAUUGCCUCAGCUUGUCUUGCUGCAAAGGACUAGAAAUAUCGAUAACUUGACUGGCCAAUACAUUUUUCUCCUUGGUGGGUACAGGGGAUUGUACAUCCUAAACUGGAUCUACCGUUACUUCACUGAGCCCCACUUUGUUCAUUGGAUAACCUGGAUCGCGGGGCUUGUCCAGACAUUGCUCUAUGCCGACUUCUUCUAUUAUUAUUUCCUUAGCUGGAAGAAUAACAAAAAGCUCCAAUUGCCAGCUUAAUUUUCUUAAGUUUUUGAUGCUCGGAAACCCUAAGGAUUCAAUUUGGUGCCGGUUAGAGGUUUACCAAUUUACUCUGUUGGUGGUUAGUGGAGGAGACAAGCAUAGAUAUUAUGUAAACUCCAGUUACUGAACUUACACUCUCUUUUGAACCUUUUUCGUGUCUCAGCUUUUUGCUCGACUUAACUGUUACUAAAGGAUUUCGAAGGACA
Raphanus sativus (radish) is the source of this 978-nucleotide messenger RNA. Its product is annotated as ER lumen protein-retaining receptor B. Bases 122 to 769 code for a protein of 215 amino acids. The record is from RefSeq and is a predicted model, not a curated record. The transcript is spliced from 5 exons. Gene Ontology annotation, molecular function: ER lumen protein retrieval receptor activity. Gene Ontology annotation, cellular component: membrane; endoplasmic reticulum; cis-Golgi network. Gene Ontology annotation, biological process: protein retention in ER lumen; endoplasmic reticulum to Golgi vesicle-mediated transport. Lineage: Eukaryota; Viridiplantae; Streptophyta; Magnoliopsida; Brassicales; Brassicaceae.